Messenger RNA from Vitrella brassicaformis, 1303 nucleotides. The record is from the annotation of a GenBank genome assembly. Lineage: Eukaryota; Vitrellaceae.
CUUCCCAGUUCCUUCCGUGGCUGCUUGAUCAUUAGGCAACCUUCAUCUGCCAAAAACGCCAUCUUCAACGAUGUCAGCAAAGGAUGAUGACCUGCUGGAGUUUGUGAGGCAGCAUGAAGAUCUGACCUAUCUCGAGGACCGAGGGAAGAUCAAAUGCAUCAUCACUGACGUACGCGUGGCAGGAGACGAAGGACCACAUCACACGCGAAUGCCUUGUUUGUGUCAUGGUCUGUUCGUCAGCACGAGAUGCCGCUGCGUCGUGAUGUUGUAGAUGCACAUCUGAAGGCCAAGAAGUACCUUGCAGCCAAGAAGGGAUGGCACCAGCACGACUACACCCAAUACGAGCCGUACAUCGUCCCACACAAGACCAACAAGUAGGCCAGCACACCCUGAUCCACAUGUCCGUCUGUGUGUGUCGUGCGUGUAGGUCAAAGCUCUACUGCACGCUGACCGGUCACUCGCUGAAUCGCAACCCCGAUGAGGUGCAGCGAGAGGUCAACGGCCGCAGAUACCGCAAUGCACUCAAGGCAUUCCAAGAACAGGAGGAGAAACAGCGGCGGAAGGACAGACGGAGGCAGGGUACGUCGCGCACAUCCGUCCAUCCAUCCAUCCAUCCAUCCAUCUGCCAGAUCUGAGUGGGGAUGGGCAUGUGUGGCUGUCAUGUCGUGCAGAGCGCCGUGAGGCUGCGGAGAGGCGGCGGGCUGAGGGAAAGGGCGAUGAUGUGGAUUUGGACAUGAUGGACGAGGGUUCCGACAGCAACGAUAGCGACGCUGACUCACAGGAGGAUGAAGACCACGAAAUGGGUGAGCUGAAGCGAAAUGGAAGAUGAGAUGUGAGCCAGCCUGGAUACACGCCUGUGUCAUGUUUGCAGCUGACGGUGGCGAUGAGGCUAUGGAGGCCGCCAGCGAUGAAGGUGCGGCGGCAGACGAGGAUGGCGAGCCACAGGAGGGAUCAGCUGCCGCAGCCCAACCAGGUGCGCACAUCAUGUGGCAAGUACAUCACGUCUUUCCAUCUCACCUCUCUCUACUGUUUUUGCCUUCAGCAGCGCAUCGACGGAGGCCAACUCGCCAUCUGCUGGUGGAGAAUGACGCCGAUGUGCAAUCGGCGAAACGGACGGUGCCUGUGGUGACAAUGACUAAGCGGAAGGCGGGCACUACGAAGCAGCUGCAGAAGCUGCUAGAGAUGAGAUCACAGGGGGCUGCUGCUGGGUCGCAGACUGCCAUGAUGUGAUGGAUGACUCCGUAUGUGCAUGAGCAACUGAUUUGGACACUAUGUGUGGAAAUACAUUAACUCAUAGCGCAAC